This is a messenger RNA of Acipenser ruthenus (sterlet), 2892 nucleotides long. Its product is annotated as transmembrane protein 174-like. The record is from RefSeq and is a predicted model, not a curated record. The coding region runs from base 451 to 1260 and encodes 269 amino acids. The transcript is spliced from 2 exons. Lineage: Eukaryota; Metazoa; Chordata; Actinopteri; Acipenseriformes; Acipenseridae.
ACCUUGGACUAUAUUACCUAAAAUAACAUUAGGUAGUGCAAGAUUAGUGCUACUCUGUGAAACCAGCCCUCCAAGUUUUUUGGGCAGGUAUUGGGUUUUCAGAAAAUCUACUACCAAUAAUAUUUCUUUUUGAUGUUGUUUUAACUUUUUUGCCUGCAGUUGUUUUUGUGUUUGUGAAUUGUUACUGACUUGCCUGGUAACUCUGGAGAUAAACUUGUUAGUUGCUACAGGAUUUAACGGCUGGCUAGUCUCUGGAACUAAGGAAGAACAAACUCCUGUAAAGUGGAGUUCAAUUCACCAGGCCAUCCUCGUGUUUUGAUUAAUGUAUUACCUAAAAUGCAAGUGUUAUGUUAAACAUUUACAGCGCAACAAGGUUAUUUAUGCAGCUUGAUGUAAGUAUGUCGCUCACACAAGAGUUUAAAGAAGGUAGUCAGCAGAUGUGUCCGGCAGAUGGAUCAGUCACGCAAUGACACUAAUCGUACUAUUACUAACAUCAACACCAGUAACGGUAAUAACAAUACAGAAGAUGUAUCCGUGAAUGUCUUCUCCGUGACUCCUUACCUGCCCAGCAGCUCUGAUAUUGAAGUGUCCGAUGGUGACAAAGCUGGAGCUACCUUGUUGUUUUCUGGGGUCUUCUUGGGCUUGGUUGGAAUAACCUUUACGGUUAUGGGAUGGAUCAAAUACGACGGAAGCACGUACUUCGAAUGGACUCAGCUACUCGGACCCAUCCUCCUGUCUGUCGGAGUCACGUUUGUCUUGAUCGCUGUCUGCAAGUUCAGGAUGCUCACAUGCAAGACAUGCAAGCAGGCUGAUGACAGGGUGACAGAGGGGGAGCAGCCGCCCUGUGGUCAGUCCUUUGUUUUUACUGGCAUUAAUCAACCCAUAACGUUCCAUGGAGCCACUGUGGUCCAGUACAUUCCCCCUCCACAUGGCUCCCCGGCACAGGAUGGCAUUGUCAUGACCACGGCUUCAGCGCCUUCUGCAAAUAGGUCUCAGAGCAAUACCCCACAGAGCGGGGCACCAGGAACCACGAUAUGCCCCCCACAAUACUUCACAAUAUUCCCCCUGGAUAAUCCGUCCUUUGUUGGUGAAGAACAUUGCCCCCCUUACCAGAGAUCAAACAGCGAUGAUUGCAGGGCUGAUGAGACUCAAGAGGAGCCGGAUGAGAGAAUCGCAGGAGACCAGCCACAUGAAAACCUCGCGCCUCCACCUUAUGAAGAAAUAUUCUCCCUUUCCUUGUUAUCUGACAGUACCACAUAGUUAAAGAUAAUAUUUCUGCGGGCAAUGUUGUGAUGUAGUUUUGUAUUUCACUUUAAGAAUUAUUUUUAAACAAUAAGUCUACUUAUUUUACAAUAUUGACGUUGUACUGUACCUGGCUGCCUUUAGGUCCGUUGUGUAAUCUCAAUGAAGAUUGACAGCCCCACGUCAUGGUGUUAAUUAUGUCGCCAGACCUUAAUGUCUUAAAGUACCACAGUCAUAAUGAUAGUAAUAUUAUAUCAUAAUACAAUAAAUAAACGUCACAAAUAAUAGAAUGCAAAAGCCAUUAUUAUAAAUCUCAAAGGGAACGAAAUGCUUUUUUGAAACUUAUUAAACUGACCCUGGAGUGCAAAUCAUGAACGUAUUCCAAAUGACAAAAACAAAUAAGAAGUUACAUAUAAAACCACACAAGUUAACAAGUAACGUAGCAUGUGGUCCCAAUUAGAUGGUGCGCUAUUCUCUAAAAGACACGGAGCUGAACUUUACGCUCCGUUGUCUUUAUAUAGCAGUGACGAAUAAAGUCAAGUUUAUGGAGCUUUUCGACUUUGUCUUGUGAUUUUAAAUGUCUGUCAUGUCAUUUUCGUUUAACACAUAAGAACGAGUUUCAUUUCUGUCUUUCGAUUGCCCAUAUUUUUUAACGGCUGCGUUUCAACAAAUCCCGACUGGCAUUAAUCUAAUGUUACCCUGGGUAGCGGUCCACGAUUAAUGCUAAUCCUGGUCUGUGAAAAUAGCAUUACAUGGUUUCACAGACCAGGAUGUACAUUCUAACAGAAUAGCAACCUUUUUAAAGGGUUAUACAAUUAAGUUGACAUAAUUAUCUGAAAUAUUUUUGUUAUAAUUAUUCUGAACCUUUUUUUGGUUUGGACAUAUUUUGUUAAAGAUGCUUUAACAAUUAACAGAAUUACAGGAUGUAGUAUCUUGGUGCAGACAUUGUGUGGAGCAGGAACUCCUUACUUUAUUGCGAGAUCGUAAGAUCAAAUACGGUAGUUCUUUCUACCAGUUAUCACUUGCUAUUGCCAUCCAUUAGCACCUGUUCCUUUAUUCCAGUCGAAUCGUAAUUGGUGUCAUGUUUUUUUUAAUACGACACAGGUAGGCGAGCAAAUCCUACCCGCAUUGUACAUGUGGUAUGUGUGAAAAUACAUGAACCACACAACACAAGCAAAACGUGAUGUACACGUUUGGAACUGCAUAACGCAGCAUUGUGUUACAUAGACUAAUAAAGAGUUAUAUAAUAAGUCUAAUUUAAUAUUUAAAGAAGUAUUAAACGUUAACAUGUGACACAAUAAAACAAUUUGUUUUCUGAUUUGAGUAACAAUAGAGCCACUGGAAUAGGAUGGAAUAGAUUAUAGUGUAAAACCAAAUGCCUAAAAAUUAAACAUACAUCUUAUUCCAGAUUUUAACAUUACAAAGCAUGCAAAUGUAUUUAAUUUCGGUUUGAUUCUUAAUCACCACUUGCGAUGGAUAAACUACGUUUGUGUGCUUUAUCAAAUUAAUUUAAUGGUGACAAAAUGCAUUCCUUUUUUAUAUUGGUCUUUUUCACGCAGUAUCCUCCGUGGGUUGGUGCAGUUGUAACACGUGUUGCAAUUGACCCUAUACAACAUUAGCUAAACUAUAUUUGGGCACAUGAAGCUUGCA